Galleria mellonella (greater wax moth) is the source of this 3699-nucleotide messenger RNA. It is a transcript of the gene P38mapk, whose product is annotated as mitogen-activated protein kinase p38b-like. The coding region runs from base 145 to 1227 and encodes 360 amino acids. Gene Ontology annotation, cellular component: cytoplasm; nucleus. Gene Ontology annotation, biological process: protein phosphorylation; intracellular signal transduction. NCBI's taxonomy places the organism in Eukaryota, Metazoa, Arthropoda, Insecta, Lepidoptera, Pyralidae. The record is from RefSeq and is a predicted model, not a curated record. Gene Ontology annotation, molecular function: ATP binding; MAP kinase activity. The transcript has 9 exons.
UAUUUAAUUGAUCUGUGUUUGGUUCAGUCAGAGUAUUGCUUACGCAAAAUAGAAUUUAAUCAUAAUUUUUACAGAAUUAAUUAGGCUUGUAUUAAUUCCAAUAAUUGACAUUUGCAUUCUUUUGAUUUCCUAACAGAACUCAAUAUGCCUCGAUUUCAUAAAGUGGAAAUUAAUAAAACAGAAUGGAUUGUGCCUGAAAGAUAUCAAAUGUUAACACCUGUGGGAUCAGGGGCUUACGGUCAGGUUUGUUCCGCUGUUGACACUCUGCAUAAUGUAAAAGUGGCAAUAAAGAAAUUAGCGAGGCCAUUUCAGUCAGCAGUGCAUGCUAAGAGGACUUACCGAGAGCUUCGCAUGUUGAAGCACAUGAAUCAUGAAAAUGUUAUUGGAUUGCUGGAUGUAUUUAGUCCAGAAAAAACCAUAGAGGAGUUCCAACAGGUGUACCUGGUCACCCACUUAAUGGGAGCUGAUUUGAAUAAUAUAAUCCGUACACAGAAAUUGUCUGAUGACCAUGUACAGUUCCUUGUGUACCAGAUUCUUCGUGGACUUAAGUAUAUACAUUCUGCAGGAAUUAUUCAUAGGGACUUAAAGCCCUCAAACAUUGCUGUUAAUGAAGAUUGUGAGUUAAAAAUAUUAGACUUCGGUUUAGCUAGGCCUACUGAGACUGAAAUGACUGGAUAUGUAGCUACAAGGUGGUAUAGAGCACCUGAGAUCAUGCUCAACUGGAUGCAUUACAACCAGACUGUUGAUAUAUGGUCAGUUGGUUGCAUAAUGGCUGAACUGCUGACUGGCAGGACCCUAUUUCCAGGCACAGAUCAUAUCGAUCACCUCACGAGAAUAUUGUUUUUGUGUGGGAGUCCCGAACAAGAAACAGUUGAUAAAAUCAUUAGCGAAGAGGCUCGAAACUACAUCCAGACCCUGCCCCGUAUGAAGAAGCGCGACUUUCGUGAAGUGUUCCGCGGAGCGAAUCCUCUUGCCAUCAGCCUGUUGGAACGUAUGCUAGAGUUGGAUGCUGAUAAGCGCAUUACUGCGGAGGAAGCGCUCGCACACGAGUACUUGGCGCAGUACGCUGAUCCGACUGACGAGCCCGAGUCUACGCCCUACGAUGAGAGCUUCGAAGAUAUGGAUCUUCCCGUUGAACAGUGGAAAGAUUUGGUUUGGAAAGAAACUGUUGAAUUUAAACCUCACCCACAGCACAUGAGCACCGUGGUCGAAGUGAACACGUCAUAACUUAUGGUUUGAUAUUGUUUUUAAAGUGUAUCCUAUAUUUUAUUGUUUACGACUUGAACGAACCCGCUCGUAAUACCAACUAGUCCAAUGCGUUGAUGUUAUACAGUGCAAUAUUAUUACAAUUUGAUUGAUGGGCAGAAUUGGGAUUUACGGGUGAACAUGUAUUCGCGGCAUUGCUGGACAAUGCAUUACUUGCAGCGAUAUUUUAUUAUUCACAUGCUGGUUCAUUGCUCGUGUUUUAUAAAAAAAUUCUUAAAUAAUAUAUGUUAACGAAGCGGUUUUAUUUUGUUACAAAAAUAUUUGAAAAAUUUUAGAAAAAAAAUUUGCCUAUAAGUGUAACUAAUAUACGUAAUUAAUAUGAUUCGCGCGCAGUUAUAUAUAAUUUGUAUGUUUAAUAAUCAAAUAUAAUUUAUCGAUUAAUGGACGUCAAUGGAUUGAAAGUAAUCACAUAAAUAUGCCCAGUGGCUAAUUUUAAUUAUAUAGGUUGUAAAGUAAAAUAUUUUCAAUUGUAUGUUUAAAUAACUGAUGAGGUAAAAUGUAUUUAGUGGUAAAGGCAAAAGAAAACCUUAUUAGUGUUAAAAGAUAUGUAAUAUCUAUAAAAUAGAUAAUAAAGCAUGAUUAUGUAUUAAUAGAUAGUGGAUAACAUUCUAGCAUACAGUGGUAAUUUGUUAAAUUUAACAUGUCAUGGAUUGACGGACAAAAUAGAAAUAUAGUUUUUUCUAACCUAAAAGGUACUAAACUAGCGAUUGUCUGAUUUGUAUGAAAGAAUUGAAAAUUCCAUUCACAUUUCGGCCAUGUUGGGAUUAUUAUACUUUGUAUUAUAAAUAAUACAUUUAAACAGUAUCAUAUAUUAAAUGUAAUUGGAGCAAUAACGCGUUUUAUAAGAUAGUGUUAUGUAUGCUUAUAUGAAAAUAACAAAACACAAUUAGUAGAUCUUUAGAGCACUGGUGCUAAUAAAUAAUACGCCUUAUAAAAUUAAGAUUCACUGCUAAUUGUUACUGGAACAUAUUGAAAACAGGGUUUUUCACGCUAAUUGCUGUAAUUGGUACUAAUACAUUCAAUAGUGUUCGGCUUUUGUAUUCAACUACUUACUAUACAGCGACAAUGGUAGCUGUCCGCCCACGUGACAUUUAUUUUGCUUUGGUUUUGUUUGAAUUAGCUAUACCAUGUGAGUUUUAAGUGUAGAACUACAAUAUCUUUUAAGUAACUAUGGUUUAUUAAUUUUAUUACGUCUAUCGCUAUCUGAUAUAUUGGUAGUAUGGUCAUGCUAAAAUUAGACGUAGUUUUGAAAAACAGUGAUAUAUGUGCAGUUUAGUUACUAGCACAGUUAUAAUUGUAUUUUAGUGUACUAAUUGUAUUUAAUAUGGCAUAAGAGGUAGUCAUAUUUUGUUGUAUAAUUUUGGAGUAGUGAACCGUAGCCUGAAUUGUGCUAUUUACAUAUAAAUAUUUUAAUUGACAAUAUCUAAAGCUAUGUUAGUCAUAUAGUACUCUAACUCGAAAACUAUUCAUUCAAAAACUAUUCAUAAAAUUCAUAAAUAUCGGAAUUGAAGGGCUCAGUUCUACAUCUCAUUUUGAUCGCAGGAGUAAUAAAGUAUUAAUACAUAUUUUUAUUAUUGUGGUAGAAUUUGGAUUUUGUCUAAACUAUGUCUAAUUUUAAUAAGUCAAUGGCUAUUUUUUACAUUAUGGUUUAUAUAUAACAAAAUUUAAAAAAGCAAUAUAUAUAUAUAUAUAUAUAUAUAUAUAUAUAUAUAUAUAUAUAUAUAUAUAUAUAUAUAUAUAUAUAUAUAUAUAUAUACUUGAAUCUAAAAUUCAUCACUAAUGAACUAAAUUUGCGAAGAUAACUGUCAUGCGAAUUCAUUAUAUUUUUAUAUGUGUAUAAUAUAUUAAAAAACUUGCCUGUUAUGGAACGAUUGUUUUCAAUAUUCCACGAGCGAAAUAUAUCACGUCAAUUAUGUGCUAGGCCUAUGUGCGUUCGGAGGCGUCUUGGUAUUCAUUUUUUUUAAGUAUCACUUAUCUAGUACUUUAGUAAUACUACUGUAUUUGUAAUGUAUUUCUGGAUUACCACUAUUUCCAUCACAAAUAUUUUUUAUUUACAAUUACAUCUAAGUUCUAUACUACAAUUAUAUACUAGGUUUUGACUUGAUUUUGUUUAUAUAAUUUUGUAUAAUGAAGUUAAUACCUAUAUGUCACAUUGCCUUCUGAUGUAUAAAAACACUAAGUCAGCCAUACUAGACUGGGUAGGUAGUAUUAUAUUUUUCUAAGAUGCUAGUAAUCAUCCGGUACUUAUGUAUCAUACGGAACCUGACAAAUGUUAGAUACAAGGUCACCUACAAGAAGCUGAAUAUUGAUAUAAUAUAUUUUGUCAAAAAAAAAAAUUGUGGUAAGGGCUUAGAGAUUUGAAGCAAAUACUGGUCUGGUUCUGUAUAAUUAAAUAUAGACUUGUGAGAAAUAAAGUACAAUUCACCAUAGAAA